Pistacia vera is the source of this 2254-nucleotide messenger RNA. Its product is annotated as WD40 repeat-containing protein HOS15. Gene Ontology annotation, molecular function: transcription corepressor activity; protein binding. Gene Ontology annotation, biological process: regulation of transcription by RNA polymerase II. NCBI's taxonomy places the organism in Eukaryota, Viridiplantae, Streptophyta, Magnoliopsida, Sapindales, Anacardiaceae. The transcript has 14 exons. Gene Ontology annotation, cellular component: histone deacetylase complex. Bases 182 to 1864 code for a protein of 560 amino acids. The record is from RefSeq and is a predicted model, not a curated record.
CUCUCUUAUCUCACUUCUAAACGACGCUCUCCGAACCUCUCCACACUUGCACCGUAACAAAGCGCCCACGCUUCGCGCUGUGGCAUCCUAUAGAAUCUCUCUAUGUUCUUGGUGCUCGGCUGGGCCGCACGAUUGUUUGAUCUCCUACCACAACCAUUGAUCCGGCAACUUUUUCGCAACAAUGUCCUCCAUCACUUCAGCUGAAUUGAAUUAUCUCGUCUUUCGCUACUUACAAGAAUCAGGAUUUACACACUCAGCUUUUGCUUUAGGGUAUGAGGCAGGUAUUAACAAAUGCACUAUCGAUGGAAAUUUGGUUCCACCCGGUGCUCUUGUUACAUUUGUACAAAAGGGACUUCAGUACUUGGAGAUGGAAGCAAACUUGAGUAAUAGUGAUGUUGACAUGGAUGAAGAUUUUUCAUUCUUACAACCUUUGGAUCUCAUCACAAAGGAUGUCUGUGAACUACGACAAAUGGUGAAGGAGAAAAAGAAGAAUGUUCCAGGGGAUAAAGAGAAAGAGAAAGACCUUGAUAAGGAACAUGAAGUAGAACGUUCACGUGCAAAAGAGAAGGAAAAGCAUGAUAAGGAGAAGGAACGUGAAAGGGAUAAAGAAAAAAUAGAUAAGGGUAAGGAACGAGAGAAGCUGCAUGACGAUCACACUGAUCAAGAAAUGCUUACUAAUCAAGAAGACAAGGUUAAUGAGAAACCUGAGGAAAAUGGAGUUCCUAAAGGACCUGAACCAAUGGAUAUUGCAACGACCUCUGCAUCCCAGUCCUGCGAAAUUCCUAGUUCUGAUGUGACAAUUUUGGAAGGACAUACUUCUGAGGUUUGUGCUUGUGCAUGGAGUCCAACAGGUUCACUUCUUGCAUCUGGGUCUGGAGAUUCCACAGCUCGUAUUUGGACAAUUACUGAUGGGACCUCUAGGUCGGGUGCACAGAAUGGUCCUUCAAAUGUUCUAGUGCUGAAGCAUGUAAAAGGACGAAAUAAUGAGAAGAGCAAAGAUGUCACAACACUUGAUUGGAAUGGCGAGGGGACAUUACUUGCAACCGGUUCAUAUGAUGGCCAAGCCAGAAUUUGGAAUACAAAUGGUGAGCUGAAGGCAACUUUGAGUAAACAUAAAGGACCCAUAUUUUCUCUAAAGUGGAACAAGAAGGGUGAUUAUCUUCUUACAGGAAGCUGUGAUAAAACUGCAAUUGUUUGGGAUGUGAAGGCAGAGGAAUGGAAACAACAAUUUGAAUUUCAUGCAGGGCCAACUCUUGAUGUUGACUGGCGAAAUAAUGUUUCAUUUGCUACAAGCUCCACAGACAACAUGAUAUAUGUGUGUAAAAUUGGAGAAACCCGCCCUAUUAAAACUUUUGCUGGGCAUCAGGGGGAGGUCAAUUGUGUCAAAUGGGAUCCAAGCGGUUCGUUGUUGGCCUCAUGCUCUGAUGACAUUACUGCUAAGAUAUGGAAUAUGAAGCAGGAUAAGUAUGUUCAUGAUUUGAGAGAGCAUGCCAAGGAGAUAUAUACCAUCAGAUGGAGUCCCACUGGACCAGGGACGAACAAUCCUAACCAUCAACUGAUUCUUGCAAGUGCAUCAUUUGACUCUACAGUAAAGCUCUGGGAUGUAGAAUUAGGGAAACUUCUCUACAGUUUGAAUGGACACAGGGAUCCCGUGUACUCGGUUGCAUUUAGUCCAAACGGGGAGUAUUUAGCUAGUGGAUCUCUUGAUAAAUCCAUGCACAUCUGGUCCUUGAAGGAAGGAAAGAUUGUAAAGACAUUCAGUGGCCAUGGGGGUAUAUUUGAAGUAUGUUGGAACAAGGAAGGUGACAAGAUUGCUGCUUGUUUUGCCAACAAUACAGUCUGUGUUUUGGACUUCAGAAUGUGAAGACUUCGGAAGCUUCCUGCAAUAUUAGGAAUCAAUAACUCAAAUAUCCUCCAAGCUUGUGGGAAACAUGGGAAGCCUAAUAGGUUUGUCCUCAAUAUUCAGCCAUAGAGAAGUUUAAUCCUUAAGGGGAUGAUAAAACCUGUAAUCUAUUAUUCGGUUAGUUGUUAACAUUUUCUCAGUAGAUUAGAUGUAGGCAUUAGUUAUUGAUUCUAAUCUGUUGUAAGUUCUAAGUGACAGUUCUUACUUAAUUGCAGUGAGACAUCUGCCAUGUAGGAUGUGAAUUGGUCCCAACUCCCAAAUCAUGUACAGAAUUAUGCGUUGAGUCCAUAAUUUAUGACUUAAAAGAGUGCUUCUUUUUUGUGGUAUAGUGGUAAUGUUGUUUGGUAGCCA